Entelurus aequoreus (snake pipefish) is the source of this 2777-nucleotide messenger RNA. It is a transcript of the gene ddx19b, whose product is annotated as DEAD-box helicase 19b. The record is from RefSeq and is a predicted model, not a curated record. NCBI's taxonomy places the organism in Eukaryota, Metazoa, Chordata, Actinopteri, Syngnathiformes, Syngnathidae. Gene Ontology annotation, molecular function: RNA helicase activity; RNA binding; ATP binding. The transcript has 12 exons. Gene Ontology annotation, biological process: poly(A)+ mRNA export from nucleus. Gene Ontology annotation, cellular component: nucleus; cytoplasmic stress granule. Bases 152 to 1621 code for a protein of 489 amino acids.
UGGAUUUCUCCUCGGUCGACUUAGUUGGUUGCACAACAUCGCAAACGUUUUUCCAUCCGCCAUUGUAAGACUAGUCGUACUCCGCUAGCUAGACGCUCGCCUUUUGUCACAUCCUUUUAAUUUUUUAACUAUAUCAACUAGCAAAUACAUAAUGGCUUCAGACUCCUGGGCCCAGGCGGUGGACGAGCAAGAGGCGGCCGCGGCGGAAUCGAUCGGCAGCCUUCAAAUAAAAGAGAAGCCUGAGGAAAACGGCACACCGUCACUGUCAGCAGAAAAUGCAGCUGAAAACUCUGAGGCUGGAGGAGAUAAGAAGACUACAGAAGAAGAUGACACUGGUGUUGAUGACAAAGCAGCUCAGUCAUUGUUGAACAAGCUGAUCCGGAGUAAUCUUGUCAACAACACUAAUCAAGUAGAAGUUCUUCAAAAGGAUCCUAACUCUCCACUCUUCUCUGUGAAGUCAUUUGAGGAGUUACGACUCAAACCACAGCUCCUUCAAGGUGUCUAUAGCAUGGGAUUUAACCGGCCAUCCAAAAUCCAGGAGACGGCCUUACCCAUGAUGCUAGCUGAACCUCCACAGAAUCUGAUUGCCCAGUCCCAGUCAGGAACAGGCAAAACAGCUGCCUUUGUUCUCGCCAUGCUCAGCCAUGUUAAUCCUGACCACAAGUAUCCCCAGUGCCUGUGCUUGUCACCCACCUAUGAGCUGGCGCUCCAGACUGGUAAAGUCAUUGAGCAGAUGGGCAAAUACUAUCCUGAGGUCAAGUUAGUCUAUGCCAUCCGAGGAAAUAAACUGCAGCGAGGCGUGAAGUUGCAGGAGCAAAUAGUCAUCGGCACACCUGGCACCAUGUUGGAUUGGUGCAGCAAGUUGAAGUUCAUAGAUCCCAAGAAGAUCCGGGUGUUUGUGCUGGACGAGGCUGACGUCAUGAUCGCAACACAAGGUCACAAAGACCAUAGUAUCCGGAUUAAGAGGAUGGUGCCCAAUAACUGCCAGAUGUUGUUGUUCUCAGCCACAUUUGAGGAGACCGUGUGGGACUUUGCCAAGAGCAUCGUGCCCGACCCCAACAUCAUCAAACUGAAGCGAGAGGAGGAGACCCUGGACACCAUCAAACAGUACUAUGUGUUGUGUAACACCAAGGAGGAGAAGUUUGAAGCCCUGUGCAAUAUCUACGGCGCCAUCACCAUCGCCCAGGCCAUUAUCUUCUGCCAUACAAGGAAGACUGCAGGCUGGCUUGCAGGGGAACUUUCCAAAGAGAAGCACCAGGUGGCACUGCUGAGCGGGGAGAUGCAGGUGGAGCAGAGGGCUGCAGUGAUCGAACGAUUCCGAGAUGGGAAGGAGAAGGUUCUUGUCACCACAAAUGUCUGUGCUCGAGGUAUUGAUGUUGAGCAGGUAUCGGUGGUGAUCAAUUUUGACUUGCCAGUCGACCGGGAUGGUAACCCAGACAACGAGACGUAUCUCCACAGGAUCGGCCGCACGGGCCGAUUCGGCAAAAGAGGGUUGGCCAUCAACAUGGUGGACAGCAGGAUGAGUAUGAACAUCCUCAACAGAAUCCAGGAUCAUUUUAAUAAGAAAAUUGAAAAGCUGGACACUGAUGACCUGGACGAAAUAGAGAAGAUCGCCGGCUAAAAUAAAGAAAGUGAUGUACAUUUCUACUAUGUUUUAGGUUUCUCUUUUAGUUUCUGCACGUUCACACAUGACAGGGACUUGAGGCUACAGGUGUUUGGUGUGUGAAACAUACCCCAUUUCACUCUUUUUACAUCUUGGAAUAAAGUUGUAAUGCUUAAAAAGUGAUGUAUUUUGUAAACGUCAAGAUUCCCCCAUCCAAAAAAAAAGCAAUUAGACACGGCGGUUCCUUUGGAGUGAAUGUAUCUUCCCUCCCAGGGCCACAGUAGGAAGGGUGAAGUUGGGUAUGCUGCUGCUCGUACACCUGUGCUCACACCACACUAGAUUCAGGGUGCAUAGCCUCUUGCCAAAAAGGCUGCCGAUAGAGAUCACAUUUCUGUCUCCAUCACUUUAUGCUAGCUUUUAGCUUUGAAACAUUUUGCACAUAAAGCUUUGGAGCAUUCAGGUCUGAUUUGUUUUCUCUCCUCAACCAGGGUUGGACUUUUCUUAUUCACGCAAAAACGACACACUUCUUGACCAUUGUGAGAGAUAAAUACACCGCUCAAGUGCAUUAUUUAUACAUAUGAUUUUUCUUAUUGAUGAUCUCAAAUAUCGGGCUGAAUAGGACUUGAUGUUUUCAAUAAGGAAUUCUCUUGAGCCCAAUGCUGAGUUGAGGGAUGUACCAUACGGUCGUAACAAAAGGUGACGUGUCGGCCUUUGAAAUGAUACAAAGUGUGAUUGAUUUAUCCAUAGGGUCACUUCUGAGAAGUGCAAAAUAAGACCCACAUUCAACUUUAAUGGACAUCAAUUGUUCAAAGUGGGUGACUUAAAAGAGUUGCGGGUGUGAGUGAACCUUCAACAAACCUCAUGUGACCAUGGUGGUGGUCUGCUUUUAUUCUAUCCACUGUUUACGCUAGCAGGAUUAUCUGUGAACUCUUUUUAGGUGAGGAAAGUAUGCAGUUUUAUUGGCAUGUAUACUUUGUGAACAACUUUCUUCAUGGUAGACAAACCUUUGCUAGUGUUACACUCCUUGUUUUGGUAUGACAAGACACACCUGUACGUGUAGCUAGGAUGCACUCGUGUAUGAUUUUAGUAGCAAUGAAACAUGUUUAUCUGUGUCCUGAAACACAUGCGGUAUUAACCAAUAAAGUGGCGUAUACACUUGAAGGAAUGACAUUGU